Molecule: messenger RNA, 870 nt
Organism: Magnolia sinica
Lineage: Eukaryota; Viridiplantae; Streptophyta; Magnoliopsida; Magnoliales; Magnoliaceae
Exons: 1
Coding region: 139-630 (163 amino acids)
Source: RefSeq, a predicted model, not a curated record
UCAUCAUGCAUAAAUUCAUAGGGACUCAUCUCAACCUCAGCUGACUAAUGUUUCAUCACCCAUCAAAUGCUACUACACAUGCAUUCCUAGUCUCUCUCUCUCUCUCUCUCUCUCUCUCUCUCUCUCUCUCUCUCUCUCAUGGGCAAUGCAACUUCAUGUGCCCCACUUGCAUCCACCGGCCCAGUGAAGGUUCUGACCCUUGAUGGCACACUUGAGGAAUACAUAAGGCCAAUCAACGCAGGUGAUCUCAUGCUAGAUAACCCCAGGCAAUUCGUCUGUGAUUCGAUCGAUCUCAAGGUGGGCCACCUAGUCCCAGGUCUCACCGCCGACGAGGAGCUCGAGCCACGUCAGCUCUACUUCUUACUUCCCAUCCACAUGCUCUACUCAGUGCUCACACAUGAGGAGAUGUUUUCACUCACUCACAAGGCUUCCAAAGCAUUGAAACAAAGCCGAUCAAAGAACAUUGGUAGAAUCUUUCCUGUUCUUGGUGAUUUUUGCAUCUUCAAUUCCCAAAUCAAACCGUUGAAAGGGUCCGCCAGAGAGCCGAACACCAUCCUAAGGGUCUCGAGACAAGGAUCAUGGCGGCCCGCUUUGGAUACAAUCAUCGAGAGCCCGAGCACAUUGCGAUGAGGAAGUGUAGGGUAGAGAUGAAUCUUUAUUCUUUCUAGAGGAUUAAUUUGAAGUGUAAUUUUUUAUCAAGAUCUCUGGUUGUGAUUAUUCAGUCAUGAGAAUUGUCAAACAGUGGCCCAUCAAUGUGGGGUCCACCUCUUUCUUUCCAUCCAUGAAAAUGGUGUUAGUAUUAGCAGCACAUAUAAGUUGGCAUUGUAUUUUGAUAUAAACAUUAUUGUAUCAUGGCCCAUCAGAACUGUU